Molecule: messenger RNA, 1815 nt
Organism: Aspergillus puulaauensis
Lineage: Eukaryota; Fungi; Ascomycota; Eurotiomycetes; Eurotiales; Aspergillaceae
Gene: has1
Product: ATP-dependent RNA helicase HAS1
Exons: 4
Coding region: 1-1815 (604 amino acids)
Biological process (GO): maturation of LSU-rRNA from tricistronic rRNA transcript (SSU-rRNA, 5.8S rRNA, LSU-rRNA)
Cellular component (GO): nucleolus
Molecular function (GO): RNA helicase activity; nucleic acid binding; ATP binding
Source: RefSeq, a predicted model, not a curated record
AUGCCGGCCCCCGUCGUGGAUACCGCAAAAGAUAUCACAAAGAAGCGCAAGAGAAAGCACGGUUCAAACGCUCGCGCGACCGAAAAUGGCGAAAAUGGAGCAGAGACUAAGGUCAAGACUAAGUCGACAAAGGACAAGAACCUUAAGCUUGCUAAGAAGGUCGUGAAGGAAGAGGCUCUCAAGAAGCGGAAAGUGAGCCAUUCGCCUAGCGGGGAGGAGAGUGGGAGUGAAGAGGAGGAGCAGGAGCAGGAUGCUGCUUCCGAGGAGAAGGGCGCUGAAGAUGAGUCCGAGGGAGAAGGGGAGAAGGCGCCCGAACUACCUUCCAUGGAUGCGGUCAGCUUGCCGCAGCCGGAUGGUGGUCCCAAGAAGUUCACGGAGUUGAAUCUCUCCGAGAAGACACUUCAGGCUAUCAAGGAUAUGGGAUUUGAGACGAUGACGGAGAUCCAGCAGCGUACGAUUCCUCCGCUUCUUGCAGGCCGUGAUGUUCUCGGUGCUGCGAAGACUGGAUCAGGGAAGACAUUGGCUUUCUUGAUUCCCGCUAUUGAGAUGCUCAGUGCGUUGCGAUUCAAGCCUAGAAAUGGUACCGGUGUUCUUGUGGUGUCCCCGACCCGUGAGCUGGCACUUCAAAUUUUCGGCGUGGCCAGAGAACUCCUGGCGGGACACAGCCAAACGUAUGGUAUUGUCAUUGGAGGUGCGAACCGACGCGCGGAGGCGGAGAAGCUCACCAAGGGUGUUAACUUACUCAUUGCGACGCCCGGUCGUUUACUGGAUCACUUACAAAAUACCCCCGGCUUUGUGUUCAAGAACCUGAAGACCCUUGUUAUCGACGAGGCGGACCGAAUUCUGGAAGUCGGUUUCGAGGACGAGAUGCGCCAGAUUAUCAAGGUCCUUCCCUCCGAAGAUAGACAGACUAUGCUGUUUUCUGCCACACAGACCACCAAGGUUGAGGAUUUGGCGCGGAUAUCGCUCCGACCUGGACCUCUGUACAUCAACGUGGACCACAGAAAGGAGCAUAGUACGGUAGAGGGUCUGGAACAGGGAUACGUUAUCUGUGAGGCUGACAAGCGGUUUUUACUGCUUUUUUCAUUCCUGAAGCGUAACCUCAAGAAGAAGAUCAUUGUUUUCUUCUCUAGCUGCAACUGUGUGAAGUACCACGCCGAACUUCUCAACUACAUCGACCUGCCGGUUCUGGAUCUUCAUGGAAAGCAGAAACAGCAAAAGCGUACCAACACUUUCUUCGAAUUCUGCAACGCCAAGCAGGGAGUCCUCAUCUGCACAGAUGUUGCUGCAAGAGGCUUAGAUAUUCCUGCCGUUGACUGGAUCAUCCAGUUCGAUCCUCCGGAUGACACCCGCGACUACAUUCACAGAGUCGGACGUACCGCGCGUGGUGCCGACGGCAAGGGCCGCAGCUUGAUGUUCCUGCAGCCGUCCGAAGUCGGGUUCCUGAAGUAUCUCAAGGAAGCGCGAGUGCCAGUUGUGGAGUUUGAUUUCCCGGCUAAGAAGAUUGUCAACGUGCAGUCUCAACUCGAGAAGCUGAUUAGUCAAAACUACUACCUCAACAAGUCCGCCAAAGAAGGUUACCGUUCUUACAUCCAAGCUUAUGCGUCGCACUCGUUACGCUCCGUCUUCGACGUACACAAGCUGGAUCUUGUCAAGGUGGCCAAGGGCUUCGGUUUCAAUGCGCCUCCUCGUAUCGAUAUCCAGCUUGGGGCGAGUCUCAGCCGAGACAAGAAGCAGCAGCAGCAGGGACGACGCAAUUACGGCAGCCAGCCAAAGGGCGGUUUGAAGUUCAAGAGGAAGCAUGAGGAUGAUUAA